Molecule: messenger RNA, 1683 nt
Organism: Chara braunii
Lineage: Eukaryota; Viridiplantae; Streptophyta; Charophyceae; Charales; Characeae
Source: the annotation of a GenBank genome assembly
CUACCCACCCUCGGGGGGAGCCAACCCAAUUUUUUGUUCCAUAUCCGACGACGUCUCACAAACAGCGUCCCAAGCCAGCGGUCUGGGCCGCCGCACGCCGCCUUUCCCACCUUGUGGUGGUCCUCUUCUCCAUGCGAGUGGGGACCACCACAUGCAUGGAGAUGAGGACCACCACAUGCCGAGUAGAUAUCGUAGUGGGAACUGAGACUCGAGGGUUGAAGAACUCAUGGAUUGUUUUGGUCUUCACAGGGAACUGAGGAUGGCGUUCGACCUGGUGGGCUCUUUGUGACGGAUGAUUUGAGAGAGAGUGAAUCUACCAUCAAUGCAGGUCACGAAUUCAAAUACUGACUUGUACAGCAGGGAACUGAGACUGGAGGAUGGCGUUCGAGCUGGAGCGGCCACCAUUUUUGGGUUGAAGUUGGCAAAAAGGCCCCGGAGCAAAGACGAACAAGGGAAUGGAAUAAAAGAUGAAGAUGCUGCAGUCAGAGAAAGAGUUGAUCAAGGAGGCCUCAGUCUGGCAAACGAUCGCGCGGUAUCAGGUCCUGCAGCAGGUGGCGAAGGAAGGAGGUAAGGUGAAGGCACAAGGGAAUCCCUGCAGCAGGUGGCGAAGGGAGGAGGUAAGGUGAAGGCACGAGGGAACGCCAAUUCCCUGGCGCCGGGUGAAAAGUGACCGAGGCGACAAGCAGUCAAGUGGAAAGACGACUCUGCAGUCAAAAGGGUAAGCAAGUGCAUGCCAAGUCUGCUAAGCCUGGAGGGGACCAGAACGGUCCGUCACCGUAGUCGAUGCAUCCUCUUCCGUGUCCAAUCCAUUCUGUACAAUUGAACUCCAGGUGUACACCUCUUGCAAAUGUACCUACCUUCCUCUCCAGUGUCAUCUCGGGAAGCCGCCGCCGCUGCCACUGCCAUGGAGCCAAUGGAACUAGCAGCAGGACUAAAUGCUGGCGCCGAAGGAGCAGCAACAGUACCAGGCACAGAGUCACAGACUGCGGACGGUGAGUAGGCGUCGGUACGGACAAUGCAGGGGUGGUGUACUAUGGGAUAAUCUCUAGAUAGCACAGUCAUGCAGAGAAGCGAAUUGACCACAGACGACAGGGUCGGCAAUAUGAACUGCUCUUUUGAUCCCUCAAAAGUUUCACCUAUCGACUCCGCCUGCUGCCAUUGCUGCACCACGAGCUCUUAUGUUUGAAAACGAAGGGCCACUGCCUCAUGCGAAUGCUCAAGGGGAAGGGGUGAGUUCUGGGAUAGCCUCCUCGUCUCUCUCUCUCUCUCUCUCUCUCUCUCUCUCUCUCUCUCUCUCUCUCUCUCUCUCUCUCUCUCUCUCUCUCUCUCUCUCUCUNCUCUCUCUCUCUCUCUCUCUCUCUCUCUCUCUCUCUCUCUCUCUCUCUCUCUCUCUCUCUCUCUCUCUCUCUCUCUCUCUCUCAUGAUGACCUUCCCUGGUGAACGAUGGUGGGGAAGGCUGUGCUUUUCUUGACGGUUCCAUGAACGCAGGUCGAACUGCAGGAUCGUGUGAACACAGUGCGCUUGACGGCACAUGGUCCGAUUCAUGGAUGAUCUCCUGGGUGAUUGUCAAGGUAUUUUUUCUGUUUUUGUCUAUUUUGUUAUUGUUGUUGUUGUUGUUGUUGUUGUUCUUGUCGUUGUUGUUCUUGUCGUUGUUGUUUUUCUGCGCUCUUUCCCUCUAGCCGC